GAGUUUAAAGGACAGCUGCAAGGAGGAGUCUUUUUUAUUGUUCUUCAUGGUCUGGGCAUAUUGGUGUCACUGGUCCUGCAGGCAAUUCAUUUUGUCAAAGGGAGCACAAAGAAGUGAACACUGCUACUUGAAGAGACACAGCAGACCUUCCUGAAAGUUAUUCUGAAGAGGAGACAAAGGAACCCAAAGACAAUUUCACACAAUUGCAGAGCAAGUAGGACAACAUUUCCUAUCCAAGUGGAAAACUGCUCCUGGACUUGUGAUCUUCAAGUAUCCUACAAUGAAAAUGUAAGACUACUUCCUCCCAUCCCCUUCCAGUCAUCUUUGACACCCUGCUUCACGUACCUCCAACAUAUGAGGCUAGAUCCCAGCCCGCGCCCUGAGCGCAGCAUGCCCGCCCCGCUCCUGGUCCUGCUGCUUCUGCGCACCCUUCUGACUCGCCUGCUGCUGGUGGCUCGCCAGCGCCUCCUGCCGCUGCUCCGGCGCCUGGGGGCUCGCCUGACCUCUCAGCAGUCCCGGCAGGCCGUGCUCACCUGCCUGCUCUGCGUCCUCAACCUGCGCAAGAAGGUCGACGACUGAGAGCCCCUCGAGCGCCAAGUCAGAAGCAAGCGGCGGGGCGGCGGCACCCGACUUUGCCCGGCCGAGCCCCGCACCUGAGUGACCUGCCCUGUGACUUUUUGGAAGUGGCGCCCCAGAAGAGCACAGGACGUCCCCCUGUUGUGGCUGCGGCUGCAUGGACGGUUAGUUCUUCGUGUGCGAGCAAGGGGGCGCUCUGCCUUUCCUAGGGAGGGGGAGAAACCAGAGCGCUCUCUGCCACUGUAACCCUCCCAAGAAGAAGAUUUAAUUUCUGAUCUCAUUUCUCAGGAUCCACCCCCAGACAAGCACUUCCAGCUCAGUUCCCUCUGAAUUAUUUCCUUGUUUUUUCUUUCAAGCCAGGACCCAGCUCCUCUCACAGCUAGACCCAUGCUCCUGCUCUCUGCCUUUGUUUUCUGGUGGUCUUUAUGGAUGGGAAACCCUUCCACCUCUGCCCCCAGCACUUCCCAGAGUCCUGGAAUGGUGGCAGCGGUGUGACUUCUCCCAGCACCUGGAAACCAAGAAUGCGGGAAGUCCUUCCCUGUUGGACAGCACACUGCAGACUUAGUUGCUAAGAGAGAUACAGAUCACCCUUUCUUUAGACAAGGGUGAGACGGGACUGCUGAGGUGACAUCUGUGGGAUUCUGGCAGUCUCCCUUUUGGGGGCAUGUGCCUUUGCCUUGCAUUUUAGCGUCUACUGUGGGUUCUUCUUUCUCUUAUCUGUUAUCUCUCAGAGCCAGGGGAGUGGCUUAUCAAGACUGGUGACUCCGCAGUCUCCUGUGGACCCUGCAGGGCCCAUGAAAUAUGUCUGGCUGCACAGCAAAGAAGAUCCAGCCAUUCACCAUUAGCACCAAGCUUUCCUUACCAAAGUGUUCCUCGGACUUCACAGGCGACGGCUGCCCUGGCAUCCCUGUAGCUGCUCUGGAUAACCGUGUCCUGCACCAGAACCUCAAUGAGCAGGUUUCUCUCUAUUUGGCUCAGGCUUCCCCAGAGCCCAGUGAGGGUAGAUUCAACAGUGCAAGCCCAACUGAGGAUGGGGUCACCAAUGAAGACCGUGUCAAUCGCAACUCUCUGUCCCGCUCCAUCAAGAAGAUCACACUGUCUGACUGGGGACAACAUGGGGAAUCUUGUUUGAGUGAGGAAGGGGUGCUCAGGGACCCUGUUCAUGCCAGCUGUGAGAGGAACUUCAACAACAACAACUGCAGACCAGGGAAAGCACAGUUCAGGUUCAGCCCUUCUCCCAUCUCACUGAGUUCUGUCACUGGCAUGAAUGCAGGAUGUGCUACUUCAACUCCCUGGAGACAGAUUGUCAAGAGCACAGAGGAAAGUGAUGUAGUGGGACUGAAACCCUACAUCCAGAGCAACACCAGUCCAGCAAAUCUUUCUCAGGGGAGCCCUCUUGUAGCCCAGUUCAGCUGUGACGUAGUGCAGGCUGAGAAGUGGGUACAAAUGAAGCUCCAGGACUUGAAGGAUGGUUGCGGUAUUCAGGAAUGGGAUCGAGUUCCUCAGACUUUGCAAAGAGACAUGAAGAACUUUGAAAACACAAUAAUCAAACUAAACCAGAUGGGUGAGCAACUCCUAGUUCAGUCCACUCCCAGUGCAGAGACGAGGAGACAACUGCAGACUCUGCGAGAACAGUGGCAACUGCUGAAGCAGUUGGCAGAAAAUCAGAGCAAAGCAGCAGGUGGGCUGCGAAACCUACAAGAGUUCAACCACAAAGCUGAGCAACUGGAAGCUUGGAUCAGGCAGAAGGAAGAGAAACCUUUGCUAGCAGCUCUAUUGCAAGAGAAUGCAGACAAGAUCCAGCUCACCCGACGGAUCCUUGAUUUAAAACAGGAGGAGCAGCAAUUCCAGGUCCUGCAUGAGGAAAUGAAUAACCUGGCUCACAAACUUGAGAAACAAGGAAAGAGCGAAAGCAGGAACAUUGUGGCUCGGCGCAAACACAUCAAUAAAAUGUGGCUGCGUCUCCGAGGGACACUGAAGGAGCAUCAUGAGAUGCUGCAGCUGGCUCUGGAAGCAGCUACCUUCCUCCAGCAAGCAGAUGUGCUCCUGGAAGCCAUCCGUGCAAAGUGGAGGAGUCACUGUGGAGUGGGGAAGCAAAGGGAACCUGAGCCCAGCCUGGACCAAGAUAUUAGGGACAUUGCCAGCCAGGUCAUGAUGCUGGACAUCACUGUGUCCCAGCUCACUAGCCUGCACCCCAGCCUGAUAACAAGAGUCUCUCUCAAGCACCAAGAGGUCAAGGAGAUCUGGGCCCAGCUCCAGCAGCUGCUAAGAAAUGGAAGGCCCCCCUUAGUGGCCUUGACAAGACAUUCAACUGAUGCUUCAUGUCCUGAGACUACAAACCAUGCAGGGAGAGAAGCUGCAGAAAAACCAAGGAGAGUCUCAGGAUGGGAGGUGCAGAAGGAUGUCCUAGGAAGUGUGGCAGAACAUUCAAGAGGCCUGGAAGGCAAGCCAGCUUCAAGAGGAAGAGCGUCAAUUCACAAUGACAGCAAGAGGAGGAGGAAACUUCUCAAACAGCUGAACACAUUGAAGGACCCACCCCAGCAAAAAUCACACUUUCAUGGCUUCUACCAGCCUGCUGAUAUGGGGCUGCAACAGUUGCAGCAGACUGGCCAUAAGUGGAAUCCACAAAUAGAAGAUGCCCUCGAGGAGCUGGAGGAUCUUUGGGCAGAGCUGAGAAGACAACAUCAGGAGAAUGGUGUGGCCCUGAGGGAGACUGAUACAGCCCUGCGGCUGGUUGGGGAGUUAGAAGAGGCUGAAUGUUGGCUCGGAACUGUGACAGGCUUGAUCUCAGAGCCAACAGCAGCGAAGAGUCUUGAUAGCCUUCAUGACGACCUGCAGAAGAUUGACAGCCUAGAGAACCAGGUUAGGGCAUGGAGUAUUAAGCUGCGAGCCCUGCAGGAGGAAAUACAGAUGGAACCCUCCCCGGAACACACAGCAGUGACAAUGAUUCCAAGAAAAAUGGAAAGAGUGAAGGAAAAGUUCACCUGUGUACAAGAAGUCCUCCAACGUCGGGCAUCAGAGCUGCGUGAUUCCCUGGUUUUAACUGAGUUCUUACAGAAUGUGCAGCUGGAAGAGAUGCUAAGCCAGAGGAACACAAAACUGGCAGUGGCUAACCAGCGAGGCUUGCAGGAAUCUUUGCCCAUCCUCAUAGCCCACAGUGGGCAGCAGCUCAGCAGUAAGGACCUGUGCAGACCACUGGAGGAGCUCCAAGAAGCAGUAGAGAUGCUGAAUAAUGUGGUGAAAGAACGGGAGCGAGCUGUGGAGGCAGCAGUUCAGACAGAGGACCUGGAAUGCUUUGAACAGGCUUUGAAAGAUGGGGAGGAAACAAGGCUGUCCUGGAUUGCCUCCCAGAUGGAUACCUUGAGGGUCAAUGCAGAAGCCCUGGCUGAGGAUCUCAUCCAGGCAGAGAAAAGUUUUGCCACUGUGAAAAGUGAGCUGGAACUACUGGACCUGCAGGGCUUGUUGAGAAGGCAGCAAGAGAUUGAGAGUGAUAUAUCUGACCUGGAAGUGGAUCUGGAGAACCUGGAGAGAGAAGAUGCACAGCUGGAGGAGCCCUGCCUGGUUCGGAUGUGUGACAACUCCAAGGGGGUUCAAAAAAUACUGGAGGCUUGGAAGGAACUGCAAAAGCUGGUGUUGGAAAAUGCUGUCCGUGGACAGCAUGCUGUUCGUUUGCGACAAUUCUUCAGAGAUUAUUUGGCCAUUAUCUCCUGGACCGAAGACACCCGUGCUCAAAUCUUCUCAGAGAGUCUAAACAGUGCUCAUGGUCUACAAGAGAAUCGGUGGGAGGAGCUGGAGAGCAACAUUGAAACUAAGUUGAAGGAGUUUGAAGAGUUGGCAGCUGCAGGGUGGGAGCUGGUAGCUGAGGAGCAUGACCUCAGUGAGAUGAUAAAGGAGCGAAUGGAGGAGCUACAGAGCAUGUUAGGAUGGGUGAUGGUGCGUUGGCGAGCACAGAGUUCUCAGAAGGAACCUGGCACCAAUACUGGUGGCUGGAAGAGUCAAUAUGGCACUCAGAGUGUGCCCAAGAAUGAUCAGAUGAAAGUAGCCCCUGAAAUAGACAUGCCUGAUGCAGAUGGCAUCCCAAGACCCAGUGUCUCUGAAAGGCCUCCAUUCACAUCACUCUCCCUUGGAGAUGGGCAAGAGAGAAUACAUGACCCUGUUGCAGACUUUUCUAUUGACGAUGUUCUCCCAGUAUCUAAACAGAACUUGGAAGAAACAGUAAACUGCAUGCCCUCUGAGAAGGACACUCCCAAGGAAACACUGACCCUGAAACCAACAGAGAGUCCUGUGCUGCUGAUGCCAAAACAAAGUGCUGGCAAUUUGGGAGGCACAGUGAAUUUGAUCUUGAGCAUUGGCAAAAAAGGGGAGGUAAAGGCAGGAGUACCGGCAUCAACAAACCAAGUGAGAGUACCAGCAUCAGUGAAAGAGGAGGGCAAGCACAAGGUGAGCACCUGUUUGCAAGUGAAGGAGGACAGAGAUAAAAGAAUUACUUGUAGAAGCUCAAGCAUGGCACAAUUUGCUAAGCAAAUGACAACCAGAACUCCAUCUUCGCUGCUUCCCUGUCCAGGGUGGGGCACCACCACCUGCCACACUUGGCCAGAGAUCAGCAGCCACUCUCACUUGAGGAGCCUGAGCAGAAAAGGAAAAGGAACAAUGGAAGAUUCCCAGUUACUCGCCUUGCAAGGGAUCGUGGAAGCAGAUCUGAGUGAUCUACAGCCUGCCCAGGAGAAGAAGCUAAGUAGCACCUGGCCCCCUAAGUGCAGCAGAAAGGCACAGACCUUGCACUCACAUUGCCUACCACGCAGAAAGCUGAAAGACUACAUGAAGAAUUCACUGGCACGAGCUAUCAAUGCUGAGUGUGACUCAGUUGGGAAAGGAUCUGAAUGGUGUAUGUUUGUGAGAGAUAGCCAACGUCUUAGUAGCUUCCAGGCACUUCCAGAGAGGAUGGGCUUAUGCCAGCAUCUUUCACUAGGCUCCAUUCUGAGCCUGGAGCUCCCUAAAAAUCCCACUGCCUUGAAGAACAUCCGUGAUGCCAUCAGCGUAUCACAGGAGGGACUAGCAGAUAGAAAGGAAGCAAACUGGGCCAGUGGGAUGGCUCUGUGGAACACCAAUGGAGCAAAGUUACAGGAGAAUGAUACCAGCCUGCAGAAGAGAACACAAGAAGUACAGUCAGUCAGAUGUCAAAAGCCACUUGGGACAGGGGAUGUUUACCAUAAGUUCCCCAAGAAAGAAAGAGGCACCUGGUUUGAAGAGGUGAGUUGCAACCCGAGCUACAGCAAGCAGAAGGCUAAUUGCAUUGCUCCUUGCAAAGAGAACAGCCAAAGUCCCAAGAGUCAGAGCACUUACAGCGAUGAGUGUCUGAAUUUCAAGCAGAACCAGCUGUCCUGUAUCGGUGUGUUGCAUGAGCAGUUAGGCUGGGAAUGGGACAGGCGAGCUGUCAUACUGAAUACCAUUGGCAGCACCAGCAAGGGGUUGCAGGAAAAGGAGCCAACUGAGUACACAGGCAAAGUCGGAGAAUCAUCUAGAGUGAAAUUCAAGCCCUCCCCUGGUGCACAGAGAAGCAGUGUCAAUGCAGCUUCUAACACAACCAAAGUUAAGGACCCUGCAGCAAAUGUGAUGCCAAGUAAGGAAACUAGCCAGGGUGGGAUAGAAGGAAGUUGUGAAAGAAUCCCACCUUCACUGGACCACAAAGGAUUCAAAUCCCCAACUAAGACUCUGUUCGAAUAUGAACUUGGCUACCAAGAAGACAUCCCAGCAUCUUCAGGUCUAGACUUUUUAGUCCAGACUCCAGGACAAAACACAUCUGAAGGGCCAAAGCUGCCUGGCAGGGAAGAUGUUUGUCACCCUGCCCAUGAAUUGUUUGAAGAAGAAGAGGAGGAGCUGCAGACCAUAUGGAAUAAUGUGGAGAAGAACAAGAGAAGAGCAGGUGUCCAUGGUGACCCAGAGAGAAAGGUAGACAAGGGACAAAGCUCAGGUGGUUCUAGUGGAAAAGUCAUCCUGACAACAGCAGAUAAUGUGCUGGUGGCGAAGUUCAAGCUUCCUACCUCUGUGCAGCCACUUCAGGGGAAAAUGUCCAGUAAUGGGCUUAGUAAGAAGAGCCGUUCAAGUCAGUGUUGGACAUCUUUGCCCUCUUGCCCAGAGCCAUCUGAGAGGACAGAGGUUGCAUCCAUGGGAACAGUUCCAAACAUCUGCCCAGGGGACCAGCUGAAGCUCCAAGAAGAGAGCAGAGGGAUCAACAAGCUUCUACCCAGUAAACUGGAGCUUCAGAGGAUGGAAGGAACUCUGGAGAGGAAGCACCUGUUGCAGGCAGGAGGAAGAAAGGCAAAUUCUCGUUCCUGGAACACAUUCCAUACAGUGCUGAUGAGACAAACGUUGUGUUUCUAUCAAGAAAAGAAAGACACUCUCAAGCAGAGCUCCAUGGUAGCCUUACCAUUGAAUCUUUGUGGAGCCAUCUGCGCCCUGGAAACAGAGUACACCAAAAAGACCAACUGUUUCACACUGCAGUUGAAGGAUGGUUCCAAGUAUCUCCUUAGAGCUCUGACUGAACCACUCAUGAAAGAGUGGGUUACCAAACUGCAGCAAAAUUCAGGUUUACAUGAAAUGGAUUAUUUCCAGUCAGCUUCCCAAGCUAUCCAAAGGACAACCGCUGCUGUUAGUGUGAUUCCUGGCCUUGGACCCUCCCACUUUCUGGGCCUUCAUCAGCCCCUAACAAGGAAGAGCCAAGAGGAGUCCAAGUCAAGUGUCAGGCUGCAUCUGCCUGCUGAUACUCAGGAUGACCCACUAGAUUCAGCAUCAUCACUGUCAGGAAACAAUCAGGGAUCUGCAGCCUUUUAUACAGCAGAACAGAGUCCAAAGCUGUGUUCACCUGCUGAGUCUCCAAGGGCACAAGAUCCCAUUAUGUGUCAGGAAGAUGACUAUGGGCUUGUGACAAGCAAGAGGAGAUCCUAUUCCUUCACCUCAGCUACCUACCAGAAGAUUAGUCCGUUGUCAGUAACUAAAGAGCCCUUAGGGGUUGGCAGCAGCUAUUCAGUCACAUUGUACAUUGGAGAGCAGGCACCUGCUGUCCUCAGGCCUCGCUGCCAUUCCUUCAUGGCUGCUCUUGGUGGUGUCCAAGAGAAUCUAAGCGAGAGAAUCCAGGGCUCCUCGCCUCGCCAGAAGAACAAGUCUGUCUUCAGAAAGUUCUUUGGAAAGAAAGACUGAGAUUCUGGCUCACUGCUUUCAACCUGGAAAUGGGAUAUGUGAUUCUACACAAGCACUAGGCCUGAUUGCGACCAGUGAUCACUCUAGAGAUUGCUCUUUCCAGAGAGAAUAGAAAGAGGAGAGAGGCUCUGGUCAAGGGGAGAGAGGCUCUGAUCAAUGAAACAGUCCAUUAGACCUCAGGCAUUUGCUUAAACUAAUCCCUGUUUAUAAAGCUUGAGGGAAUACUGUGCUGAGGUAGAGAACAUCAACCAAUGGGAUCAGAGGCCCAUAGAAAAACACAUCAGUCAUUUUGCAGAAGGGUGGUAUAAUACAAGCUUCUAGGUCCUUUCUCCAUGUAUGCCUGCGUCCUGGCACAUAUGCAUUACUACUGUAUUUUAAUUCCAGUGGUAGGGGUGGGGAGUCAUGUUGUUUCACUUCCUUCCUAACAAAUGUUUGCAUGAUUUGUGAUAGAAUCAACAAGGAAAUUGUUUCCUUAAGCCCAGUUAUCUAAGAAUUGCCAAGUUUUUUAAUUUGCUAUCACUCCUAUGCCUAUAGCAGUAUUGCGAUCAGCCAACAUUUGGCAAAUGAUAAUGCUUAUCUUUAUUCCAUGUGCCAUUUCCUGAUUUUUGCAGAUCGGGCUCCCAUAAAAACAGAAUUUUUCCUUGUCAUUUGGAAACACUGCUCUGCUGUGCACUCUCCCGAUGCACCCUGGGUAACUGUGUGUUGGAAAGAUCAGCACUGUACAAAUGUAAAGUUAACAUAUAUCUGACCCAAAGAGAGCUGAAGGCUGGUGAAGAGACUAGGAAAUAAUGCCUUUAGCGCCCUAAUUAAAACAAUUAUGCCCCUACCUGUAAUGUACAGAAAUACAAAUGGAGCAUUCACUCUGAUUAAAGGGACCUCAUGUUCAUUCUGCUUUUCUUUCUGUCUGCACUAUAAUGCCAAGUGCAGGAGCAAGUAUGGCUUGUUUAGUUGCCAGCUGCAUCGCUUACAGAAAGAUUAACAUCACAUUAAAACACUCAUUGCUGCCUGUGUGGUUUCAUUCAAAGUGCGUUAGAAUUAAUUAAUUUUCAAAGUGAAAAACUAUGACUCUUAGUGAAUCAGUACAAGGAACAUUUGCAGUUUGGUUCAAAGAACAGAAAUCCUUAGACGAGAAAGUGCUUUAUAGGGGAGAUGUAUGCGGAAGGCUAUAAGCAGAGAGAGCUCAGAACAUAGUCUGUGCUGGUACCUGAGGGCCAAAUAUGAGAAUGGGGGACAGAAAUGGCAACCAUUUAACUCUUUGUGUGCUCAUUAAUUCUUCCCUUUAAAUACAGCUUCCAAGUUCCAACCCCCUGUUGCCUCCAUUUAUUUCCAGUGUUGGAGGAUAAGGAUUUUAAAAGCUUUGGGCACCUGCAGGGGAAGCGUAAAAGGCAGGGCACCACUCCCCCUUCACUUCUUGCCUGUUAACAUUCUUCUGAACUGUCAAUAAUAUUUUGAGGCUUUUGAGGUUUGCAUUUGCCUCAAGAUAUGAAGUUCCACUACCAGUCACUUCUCAAAUGAAAAGAGAGGAAAAAUUUCCCACAGCAUUCCAGUAUUGGCCCAGUACAGGCACUUGGUUUAACACUGACAACAAAGUAAAUGAGGGCCACACCACCUAAAAUGAGGGCCAGGCUAGUCAUUAUGAUGCUAUUUUAGAGAAGAAUUUGGCCAUUUAAAAAGUGCCACAGGGACCCAAUCACCUGCAGUGCGGUGAGACCAGGCAAACUUGUUUUUUCCCUGCAUGCUUUUCAAGGGCCAAAAUACGCAUUUCAGCACCUGAAAAGCACAUGGGGGAAAAACGAUAUUGCCUGAUCCUGAUGUGCUGCAGGUGAUCAGGCACUUUUUAAGUAGCCAAAUUCUUCUCUCAAAAGGCAUAGGGGGGCAUGGGUCAGACCCAUGAUUGCCAUAACAUCUAGUUUGGCUCUGAGAGCAAGUGAAAAGGAAUGCAGGCUAACCCUAGGGCCCAGACCUGAUGAAGGCUGGCAUUGCUUAUUUCUUCUUGCUGGGUCAAGUACAUCACAGCACUGUCAUUCUAGUGAUCUGUUUCACACAAGUCAAAAUUUCCAAUAUUAUUUAUUGUUAUUUAUUUACAAAAUUUGUAUGCCACCUUUCUGACAGACUAUAACUUUUCUGUAGAAAAUAGUGUGAAUCUUGCAUGUAGUUGGUUAUAUGCUUGAACAUUCCUGUAUCUGUGGUAAAAAUAGAUUUCUCUGUAUGCUA
Molecule: messenger RNA, 9987 nt
Organism: Sphaerodactylus townsendi
Lineage: Eukaryota; Metazoa; Chordata; Lepidosauria; Squamata; Sphaerodactylidae
Exons: 34
Coding region: 1378-7773 (2131 amino acids)
Biological process (GO): actin cytoskeleton organization; muscle cell development; actin filament bundle assembly
Cellular component (GO): actomyosin contractile ring; plasma membrane; cortical actin cytoskeleton
Molecular function (GO): phospholipid binding; actin lateral binding
Source: RefSeq, a predicted model, not a curated record